Molecule: messenger RNA, 1633 nt
Organism: Hyalella azteca
Lineage: Eukaryota; Metazoa; Arthropoda; Malacostraca; Amphipoda; Hyalellidae
Gene: Vps29
Product: vacuolar protein sorting-associated protein 29
Exons: 4
Coding region: 103-651 (182 amino acids)
Biological process (GO): intracellular protein transport; retrograde transport, endosome to Golgi
Cellular component (GO): retromer complex; endosome
Source: RefSeq, a predicted model, not a curated record
UACAGGCUAUUUUGUUUGAAGUUAACAGUAUUACCUUCAAUUAGUGCAAAAGUUCUAGGCUUCACUUAAGUUCAGGAGACACAUUAGCAAUUGCUCUGCACAAUGUUGGUGCUAGUGCUGGGGGACAUGCACAUCCCGUACCGGGAGAGCUCCCUGCCGGUCAAGUUCAAGAAGCUGCUCGUGCCGGGGCGCAUCCAGCACAUCCUGUGCACAGGCAACCUCUGCACCCGCGACGGCUUUGACUACCUCAAGACACUCGCCGCCGACGUGCACGUCGUGCGUGGCGACUUUGAUGAGAGCCAGUACCCGGAACAGAAGGUGGUGCGCGUAGGCCAGUUCCGCAUAGGCCUAUGCCACGGCCACCAGCUGGUGCCAUGGGGGGACCCAGCGGCGCUGGCACUGCUGGCCCGUCAGCUGGACGCUGACAUCCUCAUCACGGGGCACUCGCAUAAAUUCCAGGCCUUCGAGGCCGAGGCCAAAUUCUUCAUCAAUCCAGGCUCCGUGACGGGGGCAUACAGCGCGCUGGACAGUGCCGUGGUGCCCUCGUUCGUCCUCAUGGACAUCCAGAGCUCGACCGUGGCGACGUACGUCUACCAGCUCAUCGACGACGACGUUAAAGUCGAACGCAUCGAGUACAAGAAAUCUGUGUAGUGUUUGAGACGUCUGUGUGUGAAUCAUGUGAAGUUUGUGUGGCGUGGGUACUGUGUAGUGUGUGGCUCACGUGGCUGGGUCAUGUGUUGUUUGUGUGCCUUCUGUGUGAAGGGAGUCGUGUGCAGUGUGUGCUGCCAGUGUGACGUGUAGUGAGUAUAACUCGAGGGGAGGCAGGAAACGUAAUGUAGAGCUGGUAUUUCUGGACGUUACUUCGUUCUAUUUUGUAAGUGGAGUUUGGCCCCCACACACUCCAGUGAGUUAUAACGGAGAUUCGCUAUCGCACUCUUAUGGAUAGACAAAUUCAGACACCAAUUAUUAUCAGGUUCGCAGUAGGAGUUGACCGAGAACACACGAGUCAUAUUAAACCUGGUAUUUUAGGAGUACAUUGGCAGCGUAUUGUUCCAUAUAUUCCAGUCAUUAUAAUAUAAUGGCAACACAAUUAUCUAUUAUCGUUGAGAUUUUCCAAUAUAUCUCGUGCGGGGAAUGAAAAUUAUGCUAUGGACUACGCGUUGAGUGUAGUAAUAAGAUCCUUGUGGUUCACUAUACCUAGCGAACGCACGCGCUUAAUGGACAAUGAUUAUCUAUUAAAGACCUACCACUCAUAAGGUCAAGCCACGUGCGGAUUGAUGAGGUAAAACAAACUCAUGUGCUUCAAGUAUAUUAUAAUUCCGAUUUUUAUGUCCAUAAAUUAUUUAGGGAGGACCAGUUAAUUCGUGCGACUGAUGACUACGUAGCCUGCGUGGCGAGAGCAGACCAGGGGCAAGAAUUACUGAAGGCGUUGUUAUGUUAUAUCCAUUCCUUAAUUUAUUUAUUCAGGCAUGUGUCUGGAUGCUUUGUAAAUGGGCAUCCUCUGCGUGUCAAGGCCAAUAAUUCGGCGUGAAGUACUGUCAACAGAUAUCACUUGAAUAUUGUCAGCUCCGAGACCAAAUGUACGGUUCUCAUUCUAAUAUAAUGCGUUAAUAAAGAGUUUUUCAAGAUUUCA